Messenger RNA from Pipistrellus kuhlii (Kuhl's pipistrelle), 3046 nucleotides. It is a transcript of the gene JAZF1, whose product is annotated as JAZF zinc finger 1. The record is from RefSeq and is a predicted model, not a curated record. Lineage: Eukaryota; Metazoa; Chordata; Mammalia; Chiroptera; Vespertilionidae. The coding region runs from base 315 to 959 and encodes 214 amino acids. Gene Ontology annotation, cellular component: nucleus. The transcript is spliced from 5 exons.
AACUGAUGUGUGGCUGCAGACAGCAGCCACGUUAUAGAAACGCUUGCAUCCUUGCCAGUUGCCAGCCUAAGGAGCAUCACGUGGCCAUGAGAAUCCAAGUGUUUCUAUCCCACAGCCUAUGCACAGAGGCGGAUUCUAUCUCUGGGCAAUAGCAGCCAGUGUUCCAGUUUCAUAUUUUUAUUGGCAUCGUAAACAGACAAGCGGGAGAACUAUCUGGGAGUCUGUGUGUGGCAGCCCGCGCAAUUCAUAUCGCAUUUCUUUUUGUAGCAACUGGGAGUGAAAAAGUGCUCCGGGCUGCGGCACACGGCACACGGAUGUCCUCAUUGAAUGUGGUCCUAUCCAAUACAGAUCCACGUGUUUUAGAAAAACAAGAAUUACAGCAGCCAACCUAUGUUGCCCUCAGUUACAUUAAUAGAUUCAUGACCGACGCCGCCCGCCGGGAGCAGGAGUCCCUCAAGAAGAAGAUCCAGCCCAAGCUCUCACUGACCUUGUCCAGCUCCGUGUCCCGGGGGAAUGUGUCCACGCCGCCUCGCCACAGCAGCGGAAGCCUUACUCCCCCCGUGACCCCGCCCAUCACGCCCUCCUCCUCCUUCCGCAGCAGCACCCCGACCGGCAGUGAGUACGACGAGGAGGAGGUGGACUACGAGGAGUCGGAUAGCGAUGAGUCCUGGACCACAGAGAGCGCCAUCAGCUCCGAGGCCAUCCUCAGCUCCAUGUGCAUGAACGGAGGGGAGGAGAAGCCUUUUGCCUGCCCAGUUCCUGGAUGUAAAAAGCGAUACAAGAAUGUGAAUGGCAUAAAGUACCAUGCUAAGAAUGGUCACAGAACACAGAUUCGUGUCCGCAAACCAUUCAAAUGUCGUUGUGGUAAGAGUUACAAGACAGCUCAGGGCCUGCGGCACCACACAAUCAAUUUCCACCCCCCGGUGUCGGCCGAGAUUAUCAGGAAGAUGCAGCAAUAACACGCUGGUCAUAACUGUGCCAAGGAAUCCUCACCAGCAGUUGCUGAUUUUGAAAACAGCCACCUUUUUUCAGGGGAAGCAUUCAGCCACCCUUUAAAGAAGUAAAUGCAUGCUUUAAAUUUUUUCUGUAAUUUUGGAAUGAUGUAUCUUUGUAGAGUUAAUGAUUUUGUACAUUUGCACAUGUAAUCAUCAUAUCCAUUUUCAUUACUUUGAUAUAAGGUGCUAAAAAAAGCUCUAGGUUCUCAGCACAUUUCCCCCAAAACAAAUAUGGUUGAGGGCAUGUCGCAUAUUGUUUAGUUGUAUAGCAGUUGGGGGAGGAGGGGCUGGCACAGAGGUUUGCUUCUCUCCCCCCCCCCCCGCCAAGAUUUGUAGUGUGACUGAGGUUUUUUCAACACAUCAACUCACUAUGUUCAAAACCAAAAUAAUAUCUUCAUUAUCAAACUGGUUAUCAUGCCUUACAUAAUGGAGUUAGUAUUUGUGAGUAGAAAGACUUUAGGUAAUGGAAAUAUAAAUUAAGAAAGAAUGUUUAACAUAUGCUAAAAAUAUUUUCAUAUUUAAAUAACAUACAUAAAAAGGUAUGCUUUUCUGUGUUUUAUAUUAUCUUGCAAGUCCUUUUGCCCUUUAAAAAGCUGAAAAUCUUGCCAUCUGACUUACCAAUUAUUUUAGUUAUAAAUGGCAUUUUUGUAUAAUAGUCUGUUCAGUUCACUCAUUAAUUUAACACAUUUAUUGAGUGCAAGGGAUUCAAUUUAUGUCUAUUGAUACUUGCAGAACAAGAUACCAAUUUAGUGAAAUAGGUUUCCCUGAAAUCUGUUAGGAAACAUUUUGAAAUACGUACAAAUUUUUGUGUGAAAUUUAUUUCUAUCUUCAUCUUUAGGUGAAGUUUUAAAGCACUUUGUAGUUCUCUAUUGCCAACAGAGUUAAUGUUUUAUGUGUUGCCAAUUCUUACAACCACUGCCCUAACAAACCUGUGGGUUACAAUAAGAAAAUUCCAAGCAUGGUUCAAAGGGGAACAUUUUUGUUAGGCCCCUACUGCCUCCUCUUCAUGUUCCUUGUUUUUAGACUAUAAGGCACUUUUCCUAUCACAUUGUACAUGUCUGUGUUCCACUGGAAACGUCUGUUUAGCUUUAUAAAACAAUUUGCCGAAAUGAAAUUGAGCCUUAUUGAGAAUUAAGUGCUUUCUUGCAGCAGGUGGUCAAAGAAUGACUAAUAUAUGGCCCGUUAGAAUAACCUACGUCUGGACCAUUCCUGAAGUUUUUCUCACCAACAAUACUAUCAUGCCUUGAGUGUUCUUUUCUCCCAAGUGCUAUUCCUUGAACAUGAGUUUACCAGUUGCCUAAUUAUACAAUAAAAAUUGCUUUGAGGUGGCCAACUGCUCACAAAACUGGUGAGUCGCAAACUUGCAUUGCUUACAAAAUAACUUUCUUCCCAUGUUUAUUAGCCAGAUGAGUAAGCUUCUAUAUUCUUAAGUUGUGAAUCCCUCAUAAUGAGGGAUUUAAGUAUUUAUAAAGACACUGCCCUUUAAGCAUCUCCUCAGAUCUCUGAAGCACGGUCUUAGUCCUGAAAUACAGUGCUAUUCUGAAUAUUGGAAAGGGUGAUCCAGACAGAAAAGCCAUUGGUUGUGCAUAAGAAAGCCCCACUGCCUAUUUCACAUUUACCUGUAAUUAACCAAAUUUUUUUUAGGCCAUCAGUUAUUUAGCUUUUGCUCUUUCUAGUGCAAGAAAUCGCAGGCUGGAUCAGCAGUUCAACAGCUAAACAGCCAUAAAAUAGUCAUUGUGCAUGUUAACAUUUCUUUCAACUAUAAAACAAAUUCCAACUUCUACUUGCUUAUUCAUUGUGACAGUAUUACUAAAGAUAAGGAUGGGAAUAUUUUGUUAUACCGUGUAUAGUGAAUGUAUUGUACCGUGUCUGUGAAAACUGUGCUUUAAAUUAUAUUUUCAUAUGUUUUGUUUGGGACAGAGCACAUUAAGUUUGAAAGCGACAGAGGUUUUAGAACUGAAGGCAACUUGAAUCAAAAUCCUGUCAAGAAAAGCUGCUUAUAAAAUAUGUAAAUGAAAUCACAUUUUAAAUAAACUGUCUCUGGCCCAAAA